AUGUCGAGCAGGUAUCAUAAAGCAGCAGCCGAUGGCAACUUGGACCUCUUGAAAGAAGCCACUAGGAAAGACCUCAAUACUUCAGAUGAGGAUGGGAUGACACCCACCCUUCUGGCAGCAUACUACGGAUAUCUAGAAGCUCUGGAAGUCAUAUGCCGGAGGGGGGGUGAUCCGGACAAAUGUGACAUCUGGGGGAACACGCCUCUCCACCACGCUGCUUGCAACGGUCACAUCCCUUGUGUUUCUUUUUUGAUCAACUUUGGUGCCAAUAUCUUUGCUCUGGACAAUGACCUUCGUACCCCCCUGGAGGCAGCUGCCAGCAGAGACCGCAAUGAAUGUGUCCAAAUCCUGGACAAAGCAGCCACCGAGCAGAACAUGCUGAAUCCAAAGAAGGUCUCCAAACUCAAAGCACAAGCCCAGAGGAAUGUGGAGAAACAAAUCAAGGAAUGCGAGAAGCGCCAAGAGAAACACCAGCAUGAAAUGAACCGGAAUUAUAUGAAAGAAAAGGUUGGCACAGUAAAUUCUUCCAAAGGGACACACUCCAGAGUAAAGUUGCCUAGUCUCUUUGCUUCAAAUACAACAAGUUCUUUCUCCAAAAAUCUGAAAGAUACCUUCAAACUGAAGGCAAAAAAGAUAGCUGACAGCACAAGAAGUCAGGAAAGCAACGCCCAAGAGAAUGGUACAGGUAGGAGAACUGUGAUGCAUAUUUUUGAUGAAAAAGAAGAAGAUGAAUUCCUGAAUGAGCUUGGAGAGAAAAGCUUUUCUGAUAAUGACAGUCAGCUCUCCAUUUUUAAGCGGCCAGGUCUUGGCAAGAUUGUGUUUGGAAGGAAUUUGGCUGCGGAUGUAAAUCCUGAAACUGUGUCUUCUGAGAAAGAAGAUAAAAGCUCUAAAAUGUCCAGUGAGCUCUUUCAGUUUGAAAAUGCUGAAAAUGGCAGGGAAGAUGAUGCUGAAAAUGAUGCUGAUAUCCCUUGGUAUGAGGAAGAAGUCAUUUGGGAUGACGAGGAAGCAGAGAGCACACCCCUCGAGGUAUUUCUGGCAUCACAGAUGCUGGAUGAGUUUCUUCCAGUCUUCAUGAGGGAAAAAAUUGAUUUAGAUGCCCUGAUGCUAUGUUCUGAUGAGGAUCUACAGAGCAUUCAGAUGGAACUUGGGCCAAGAAAGAAAGUCCUGAAUGCUGUAAAUAAAAGAAAACAGGCACUCAAGAACCCUGGAAAGACUGUAGACACUUGCUUAUAA
This is a messenger RNA of Nestor notabilis (Kea), 1233 nucleotides long. It is a transcript of the gene ANKS4B, whose product is annotated as ankyrin repeat and sterile alpha motif domain containing 4B. Gene Ontology annotation, molecular function: protein binding. Lineage: Eukaryota; Metazoa; Chordata; Aves; Psittaciformes; Psittacidae. The record is from RefSeq and is a predicted model, not a curated record. Gene Ontology annotation, biological process: brush border assembly. The transcript has 2 exons. Bases 1 to 1233 code for a protein of 410 amino acids.